Messenger RNA from Zingiber officinale, 1661 nucleotides. Its product is annotated as dnaJ homolog subfamily B member 1-like. Gene Ontology annotation, molecular function: protein-folding chaperone binding. NCBI's taxonomy places the organism in Eukaryota, Viridiplantae, Streptophyta, Magnoliopsida, Zingiberales, Zingiberaceae. The transcript is spliced from 3 exons. The record is from RefSeq and is a predicted model, not a curated record. Gene Ontology annotation, cellular component: cytosol. Bases 352 to 1374 code for a protein of 340 amino acids.
AAAACUCGCGACCGGUGUGACUUCGUUCCAUCAUGCCGAGCUCAAGCCUCUUUCUCUCGUUGUUUCGUGAUUUCGUCUUCCUCGCGGCGCCCUCAAAUCUUCCCCUUUUGGAAUUGACAUCUGCAAUGCGAUUCCAAUUCUCCAGCAAGUAGUGGCGUUGAAAGAUGCGUUGUUUGUUCUGGGAUUUUCUUUUUUUUCCCGGGAUUUUCCGUGGCUGAUUUUGUACGAGAUUUUGGGGAUCGUUGAUGUAAGCGCGCUUUCCGUGGUCAAUGGAGAGCAUAGUGGCGUUUUGUUUGAUCUAGUGAAGAUUUGCGUUCUUGGUGAGCGAGCUCGUUUGGUGCUUGUGCCGACAUGGGAGUCGACUACUACAGCAUCUUGGAGGUAACUAAGGGUGCCACGGAUGAGGAACUCAGGAAGUCUUACCGGAAGCUGGCGAUUCGGUGGCAUCCGGACAAGAACCCUAACAACGAGGAGGAGGCCGAAGCCAAGUUCAAAGAGAUCGCUGAAGCAUAUUAUGUACUGAGUGAUUCUCAAAAACGGGCAAUAUAUGAUCAAUAUGGAGAAGAGGGCUUGAAGGCCACUCCUGACUCGCAAAAUGGAGCCUCUAAUGGGCCAAGUGGUUCUAAUGCAGAGGACAUUUUCGCUGAUUUCUUUGGGAGCAAUAGUCCUUUUGAUUUUGAGUACACUAAUCAUGCAAAGUCUACAAGGUUUCAGACAGGUGGUGGCGGCGGCGGCACUUUUAGUGGCUUUGGUGGUUCCGGAAGCACGUUCAAGUCCAAGACUGAUAGAGCUACUCCUAGUACUCGUUCACAUAAAACACCUAAGGUACAUAAAGCACCUGCAGUGGAGCGAAAGCUAGCAUGCACCCUUGAGGAGCUCUAUACUGGGACAAAGAGGAAGAUGAAGAUCUUAAGAAAUGUCAGACAACCUAACGGAGAAACAAUGGCAGACAAUGAAAUCUUGACGAUCGAAGUGAAGCCAGGGUGGAAAAAGGGUACAAAAAUAACAUUUCCUGAGAAAGGGAACGAACAGUUGAACCAAAUUCCUGCAGACCUAGUGUUUGUCAUCGACGAGAAGCCUCAUGAAGUUUACAAGAGGGACAGCAAUGAUCUUGUUGUGCGUCAAAAAAUCUCCUUGGUUGAUGCACUUGCAGGGACAACAAUAAACCUCACAACCCUUGAUGGGCGCGACUUGGUGAUUGAUAUUACAGAUGUAGUUAAGCCUAGCUAUGAAUUGUUAAUCCAAAAUGAAGGAAUGCCAAUCGCAAGGGAGCCGGGCAAGAAGGGUAACUUAAUUAUCAAAUUUGAUGUGAAGUUUCCUUCAAAGUUGACGGCUGACCAGCGUGCAGGUAUCAAACGCAUCUUCGGAGGAUGAUCACCAAAUAGGGGCUUUAGGACUUCCACAUAUCUUAUCUAAAUGAGAAGACAUCCUUUGGAGGGUGAUCAAGUUUAAAUGGAUUUUAUCUCAGCAAGUAAUCUCUCCCUCCAUUCUGUUACAUUUCCAUGCUCAUUUUCGAUCUCGAUCUCGGUUAUUAAGUCUAUUUCAUGAAUAUCUUUUGUGGAUGUAUUUCUUAUAAACCCAAUCAUUGUAACUCUUACUCCAUUGAAACUCUAGAAACUCAACUAGUUAUAAUGAAUACAAGCACAAUUGUUUAUUUCUUU